Molecule: messenger RNA, 2192 nt
Organism: Esox lucius (northern pike)
Lineage: Eukaryota; Metazoa; Chordata; Actinopteri; Esociformes; Esocidae
Gene: uqcc1
Product: ubiquinol-cytochrome-c reductase complex assembly factor 1
Exons: 10
Coding region: 403-1005 (200 amino acids)
Biological process (GO): mitochondrial respiratory chain complex III assembly
Cellular component (GO): mitochondrion
Source: RefSeq, a predicted model, not a curated record
CAUAAUCCUUUGACAUUGAUGGGGGUGGAGGAGGGCUAGUGUCAGUGUUACAAAACGUGAUAUUUUUUUAAACAACAUAAUUCCCGCUUCUUAAUUACAAUAGGUUCUUCAUUGCUGUAACUUUUGCCGGGGUCAUGUAUUGGCGACCGUUGCAGUAUGUCGUGAGGAACGUAAUAACUGCGUCAGCAUCCAGAAUGUUGUGACACUGCUACUGCGUUAGAGCAAGAAAGCUGUCUUGUAAGAACUUUUAUUGCUUGCCGGUUGGUAGGUGCAUCCUCACCAUCUCCCAUCCAAACACAAUUCCGGACAAUUCACAGGACUUUACAACGCUUUAAUGUGAAAGAAACCCACCAGGCGGCCACGGAAGAGGAGGUGGGCGCCUUUACUAAGCUCAUCGAGGCCAUGGGUUUCACAGGAACUCUCAAAUACAACAAAUGGAAAAUCAAGAUUGCUGCCCUGCGAAUGUACACAUGUUGUGUAGAGAGAAUCAACUAUGAUGAAUUCUUUGAAAAAUGCUCCCUGCCUGAUACGCUCAACUCCUGGUUCCUGGUUGCACAGCUCCAUGUCUGGAUGUGUCUGGUGCGGAUGAAACAAGAAGGCCGUGAGGGAAAGUACAUGUGCCGCUACAUCGUCCACUCAAUGUGGGAGGACGUGGAGCAGAGGAGCAAGAUCAUGGGGAUCGAUGCCAUUCACCGCAAGGAAAGCAUGAGGGCUAUGACAGAGAAUUUCUAUGCUGCUAUUUUUGGGUAUGAUGAGGGAAUCCUGUCGGAAGACAGAGUGCUGGCAGCCGCCUUGUGGAGGAACAUGUUCAACCGCCAGUGCGAGGACCCCAGGCAGGUGGAGCUCAUGGUGGAGUAUGUCCGCAAACAGAUGCAGUUCAUUGACACUUUGGACGGUGCGGACCUGCUGCUGACAGGGGAGGUGAAGUGGCGCCCCCUCAUGGAGGAGAAUGCUCAGAGCAUCCUGAAGGUGGCUACCCCUACCUACAACGAUACUGGGCUCUGAGGUGCCCCCCCCCACCCACCGGCCUUCUUCACCUAUUCUAAACACUCCUGUGUACGAGCAGCAUUGUACUGUAGGCAGGCUAGCCAAUAUGGGACAAUCCCAAACAACACGACACAUCCUUUUCUCUGUCUCUCUGUCCCCCAACACAUCAUCCCGAACCAGUGUACCAUCAGCCAGGAAGGAAAACCAUCCACUGUUAUGUUUUGAGAAUAAGAUGAUCUGUUCGGGAUGUUUAAAAUAAUGUUAAUGAUUUUUGUAUUUGUCUUUUCUGAUGCCAUAAUAUUUAAAAGCGUACUUUGUAGCUUUUAAUUCUGAACUGCAUCACUGUCUAAGUUUGUCUGGUGCAGCAGUUCUGCUGAUGCUCUCAGCGAGUUUCCCCAUGGGUCAUCACUCUGUGUUACAAUGGGGCUUUGUUUGUAACUGAAAUAAAAUUUUCUCUCAAAGGUCUCAAAGGAUUAAUUCUCCUUUACCAGGAAACUGAGUUUCCAAAAUCUGCAGUGGUAAACUGCAUCUUAGUGCAAGAGUUAGAAUUUCCUCGUUGCAAUAUACAAAUAAUUCCCAAAGGGCCUUAUUUGUGUGCUUCUAAUUGGCACAUUUCAGGGUCGGUGGGGUCAGUAGGGUUGGUGGGGACAAUGGUUGCCUUGCACUGUCAAUUAAAGUUGGUAGCGGACAAGGGUUGCCCAGUUGAUACGGUGCAUUUAAACCAAUCCACUCAGGUCUUUCCCAGUGACUUCACCAGGGCAACGGUGGUAAUGGGUUUCCCUUGACUGGCAGAUCUCUGGGUUCACAAGUGGAUCUAGAAGACAAUCCCCAACAUAAUGCACUUGUUAAAUUCUGAAAGAAUAUGUAAUACUGUUCAGGAGAUGGUUUGUUACGUAUUGAAUAGGAAGUGUUUGACCAUAUGUUCAGUUGACUAUUUGCAUCUGUGGGACAGGGAGCUUUGUCCUUUAAUUUCCUGUUUGUUUUUUCAGACUGGUUUCCACAGCAGGGGGCGCCCGUCUUCUCACCAUUAGGUGAAAUUACGCAAUCCAGACAGUCCUUCCCUUAGUCUAACAAUCACAUGGUAGAUGUGUGGUACAAUACAUUUCCUUUGGCAGUUGAAAGACUACUACUAUGUUCAUUAUUUGUAAUGUAUUUCCAAGCACUGACUUUUGCCAGUAACUAAUAAAGCAGAGUACUUAUUACUA